AAAGUAUAUGACUUUGAUAACCUAAGUAUAUAAAAUAUGAGAUACAAUUAUUAAUAGAUAAAAUAAUAUCCAAAACAUGCACUAUCUCCUGUUUAUUUUUCUUCUUCCCAUAUUGCCCCUAAAUUUCUCCAUGUCAUCAGAAAAUUCUCUCCAUGUCAGCAGAACAAUUUCAAACUAGGAACUUUUUCUCAAAACUGAAACACAAAUAAACCCGACUGAAAACCAAAAGUAGGAAUCUCUCAAUUUUCACUUGCGUAAUUUCCUCAUGAAAAUGUCUUCCAUCGGAACUUCAAAGGGAAUCCUGGAAGUCGGAAAGUUCGCUCUCUAUGUCUCAAUCCCGAUUGGCCUGAUGUAUACUUUGGCAAACAAUUCCGAGAAUAUGAAGAAGCUCAUCCAGAAGGAUUGUCAACCUCUUUUGGGAAGUCCGAGAGCAAGACAAGAGUUGACAAGAUCGGGUCUUAAUCUAAGGCCUCUUCAACAGGGGGAGACCUCGAAACCCUUGAGUGGGUUGACGAAGUCUGACCAGUUUGUGAAGAUUGAUCAAACUGUUAGUAGACCUGUGUUGCUUGAUACGCAAGUCCUGAGAAAACUAAGCUCAAGCCAUCUCCAAAGAAGAAGAAUGAAAGGAAGGGUUGCAGAGAGAGGGAUUUCUAUUUAGUGGGAGGGUACCUUUUUGUGCAUCCAAAUUUUUGAGUACCGGAUUUCGGUUUUGCCUGGUUUGGCUGUCUUGGGCUGUGAAUAAACUGAGGGACACCAUUGUCCAUAUAAGCAAGAACUCUGGCAAGUUAGGUUUGAAAGAAGAGGAAAUGAUGAAGAGAGUGGACAGAAGUGUGAAUGAGAUUUUCUUCAGAGCUACAACAGUGAUGGCAGUUGCAGUGCUGAGACUUGCAUGAGCGUCAAGAUUAAGCAAAAUGAAAUACUAAAUAUAUUGAAAAACCUUUUGAGGGAGAAGUGAGCACAAUUGUACAUGUAUGAGCUAAGCUGAGUGACAAUGGAACGGGUUCUACAUAAUAGUGACGAUGACAAUGGUGAGAACAAUGGCAUGUCACUGGCUGAUUGACGCUGCAGGGCUAGAGUGCUGUUGGGCCAAUCCAUCAGGAGACGAAAGCGCAGAGAACCUAAUGGAGGUCCAAGACAGAGUAGAAUGAUAUUUAGAAGGACAAGGCCCCUAUGGUACUUGGAAAUGAAAGGCAGGGGCCGGGGAAAGUUUCAAAGUUCUUUUAGUUUUUAGGGAAAAAAUAUCAUAAAAAAAAUUAAAAAAAAAAUGGAUUUGACAAUACUUUCCUCCUCUAUCUGAUUUUCAUGCAUUUGAUUCUCAUUUAUGUUGAUAAAAAUAACUGGGAAAACUGACGUUGGGAAAAUGGUGUUCAUUUUUCCCUAUAUGUAAUUGCCUAGUUUCAUUUUCCAUGAAAAACCCUAUAUGCAAAAUUUGCUAAAUGUAGACAUAUAAUUUCUUUAGUUCAAUUUGAUCCUCUUAUAUGCAGCAGGAUGAGAAUGUUGAAUACA
Molecule: messenger RNA, 1506 nt
Organism: Vitis riparia (riverbank grape)
Lineage: Eukaryota; Viridiplantae; Streptophyta; Magnoliopsida; Vitales; Vitaceae
Exons: 3
Coding region: 266-658 (130 amino acids)
Biological process (GO): mitochondrial respiratory chain complex IV assembly
Cellular component (GO): mitochondrion
Source: RefSeq, a predicted model, not a curated record